AUGACAACUUUGACGUGUCAAGAAGUAAAUUUCUCUAUAUUUCAGUGUUAAUCUAUGUAUUUGACUGUGUUCGAAGCACGAUAACCUAAAAUUAUACAAGGUCAAGAUCAAUUAUUUAGUGAAAAUUAUCAUAUUUUUUCACGUCCGUCGAUCGCAGGCCGUGAAUUAUUAAUAAGGAUACCGUUAGAUAGAAAUUGUCUCGGUUGUAUUAAAAAAUAAGACGUGAAAAUGUUCAGAACUGUUAAGAAUUUGUCUUGCUCCAAAUUUCGUUAUUUAUUAAGAUUUAAUGAUUUAGGAAGUAAUUGUAUCGAUUCGAAACGUAUAGUUCCGUUUUCAACGAGUAGUCUAGCGUUAAAGGACGAAAAGGUUAAAGUAUGCUUCGUGCUAAACGAUGGGAAGAGGUUGGAAGCAGAGGCGAAGAUCGGUGAUACACUUCUGGACGUGGUCGUGAACAACGAUCUAAAUAUUGAGGGCUACGGGGCCUGUGAGGGUACCCUGACCUGUUCCACUUGCCAUGUGAUACUGAAGCAGGAGGAUUAUGAUAGAUUACCGGAGGAGCCCAGCGACGAGGAACGCGACAUGCUGGACCUGGCAUACGGCCUAACGGAUACGUCGCGGCUCGGUUGCCAGAUCACUCUGACCAAGGACCUGGACGGGCUGGAGAUCAUAGUACCAGAGACUAUCAACGACGCGAGAAGCUGAUGUUCUGUCUAGAUUUAUCGUUAUGAAAUAAUGUAGCCGGCAUCCGACUGUAUAAUUAAUUAGUAUUACGUGAAGAUAUCCAUAAUGUCGAUUCAUAUGAAAAUCUAUUUAAUUAAUUCGACAAUGAUGUUGGGAAAAAUAAGUAAUAAUAUUGACGCCAUUUUGUUGACAGCUACGUUCUCUUUGUUGGAUUGAGUUGGGCAUUAACCCCAAAGCCGAAAUCGAUGGGAAUCCAUUAGAAUAAUAACAUACAAAUUCAGUAAAAAGUCUUUUAAACGUUUUUGCGGUUUAAUCUCAGCUUUAAAUAUUUAUUUUAGUUUUCGAAAUGUUACAAGAAUGGUUCCGAUUUGAUUUCUUGGAUCGCUGUUCCGUUUUAGUGAUUUUUUUGUUCACGCGCCAAGGAUCUAGAUCCAGAGAAAAAUGUAACAAUGAUAUAAUAUAACGACACCAAAAAUCGACAUGGGUAUUUUUGCAAUGAUUUUUGAGUCGCUUCCCUAUCACCAAAGAAAUAGGAACUUUUUUUUGUAUCUAUUCAACUUGCUGUCAUUUUUGAUUUUAUCGAUAUGUUGUACAAUUAGGUAAUAUAUUAAAAUAGUUUUAAGUACACUUUUCAUUGAUAUACAAAAAAAAAAGAACAUAAUUGCAACACCAGUAAUUAAAUACCAGAAAAUUAUCUUCAUUAAUUUAUCUUUAUUCGAAUUUAAUCACAUUUUGAUGAUUCAUUUAAUUAUUUGAAAACGGACAGUUAAUGUGUUAUUUAAUUAUAACAUAAUAAUAAAAAAUAUUAGUAAGAACUCGAAUUGGGUUGCAUCCGGAUACAAUUAUAUUUUUUUCGACAUAAAGGCAAAGGGGUGAAUAUCCAUUAUUCCAAUAUUUCGAAUUGUAAUUAAUGCUGACGUAUUAAAGACAUACAUGCAACUAUUUUAAAAAUAAAAUUACUUAAAAUGGAGCGGGAAGCGUAAAUUGUUUAUACCUAUCAACUCGCUUGGUAAAUGUAGUGUAAUUGCCAAAAAAAACAAGAUAAUUUACUUUAAAAAAUAUAAUAUAGAUAAUAGUAUAAAUGAGAGGAGGCCGCAGGAAAAUGACAAAAGUAUCCAAACGCGAAACCGUAUAAAAACUAUUUCCGUAAAAUGUAGAUUAAAAAUUUAUUAAAUGUUUUUUUGUCUGUACAUAAGAAGCAAAUUUUAAAAUGUAUGUGGGUGCAUAGUUGUUUUUUUUUUUAAUAGCUAUAGUAUAAUGUAACGGGACAUGGUGUUUGUUUUAUAAUUUUAAUGUGAUUAAUGUUAGAUUACAGAGAGAGUGUUAGAUUAGAAUAUCAAUGAUACUUAUACUACCUAUAAAAAUGAAAGAAGGAGUAAAAUUGUAGUUGAACAUUUUAUAACACUGGCAAUACAGAAAUGUAAAUUUUUCAAAAUGGCGUUUUGACAACUUCGAGUUUGAUUAUGAAAGGAAAUUUUAUGAAAUACAUAUUUUGAUUAAAAAACAAGAAUACCAAUAAGUCUUUGAUAAUACCAACGACUUCUUCCACUAAUUUAGGUUAACCAGUAAAAAAAAUUUGAAUGAUAAAAUUGACAUUUGCCUUUUAAAAAAAAAAAACAUUCUUAAUUCCCAUUUUUUAUUGGUAGCACAAACUCGUCAAAGACAAAAAAAACCUCAGUUGUCAAACAGAGAAGACGGUAUCACAUAAUUACUUUAUGUUUGCUCAAUUAAAUAUAUUUGUCAAAACAAACAAAAAAUAGUUAAUUGAUGGUUGACGAUACAGUAAAAGCUCUUUAUUCGUGACGCUUGAAAGGCAAACGUGACUAAGCGACAAUAACUGCUUUGUACAUAAAUGAUAGGCAAUAACCAUAUUCGAUGCGCAAAAAAUAUAUAUUUCUAGGUCUAUUAAAAUCAUUUCAAUCCUACAGCUACUAGCUAGAUUCUACUACAGCUGGAUUCGUUAAAAUAAAGUUUAUUUUCAGGUAUUUCAACUUUAAGUUAGUCUACUGUAAAGUUCACGCAUUGUCGCUUAGUCAAGUUUGCCUUUCAAGCGUCGAUAUGUAUGUUCCGUAAAAAAUAGAUGAAUAAUGAAACAUGUGAUAACAUAAUGGUAAUUUACAUAAAUGGAUUAUAGAGGAUAAGUUUCUAAGUGAAAAAAUAAAAACAUACUUAAGCGUAGUUGUAAUAAGGUCUAUUUUAGUUUAUUAUUAGUCCGCUUGACGACGCGUUCACAAAUGAUAUUACGUUGGAUAUCUAAAUACAUAUUGGAAUCUUUUUUAACAGUAGGUAUGUACCGAUUAGCUCUGUGAACAAAGAAAUCUUAAGCCGCGAAUAUAGGAAUUGGGACGCUUUUGUUUAAUACGCGAAUAGUGAAAACGUGUAAGAAGGAAGCGCGAAUAAGGAGCUUUUACUGUACCUACUUAGUAUUUUUCAAUAAGACGAAAAUAUUUUUGUAUAGUAUCUAAAUGAUCCAGUGCAAUAAUGUUAGAUUUCCUCUCGUUGAAGUAGCAAGGGCGGUGACAAGUUUUUUUUUCGAUAGGCGGCUGUGCGUUUUACGUAGCCGGUAACCCAAGGAUUGGUGUUGCCAUUGCAUUGGUAUUUUACUCGAACGAUAACAUGUCAAAUGAAUGUAUAUUUAAGAUGAUUUGUUGGUUAUAAUAUUGUUGAGAAAUAUAUUUAUAUUUGAUAUUUCGUAAUUUUAAUAAUAAACAGUUGAUAGAAAA
Bombyx mori (domestic silkworm) is the source of this 3404-nucleotide messenger RNA. RefSeq names its product adrenodoxin (gene Fdx2). The transcript has 3 exons. Gene Ontology annotation, biological process: P450-containing electron transport chain. The record is from RefSeq and is a predicted model, not a curated record. Lineage: Eukaryota; Metazoa; Arthropoda; Insecta; Lepidoptera; Bombycidae. Gene Ontology annotation, molecular function: 2 iron, 2 sulfur cluster binding. The coding region runs from base 229 to 702 and encodes 157 amino acids.